ACAGAUCGUCAUGUGACCGGAAGUUGGAGUUGAGGCGGGUUGUCUGUGAGCAGUUUUAAAGUAACAACAAGCUGGUCCGGGUCCUGAUCUAUGGUCCUGAUUGAUACAGUGUGUAGCUGGGUCGUUUCGGACCUUGUCUCCCACAGUUUAACUCAAAUCUGUCUCUGCAGGUUUAAACACACGAGAGAAGUUAAACCGACAGACUGCUGGAGACUGAAGCUCUGAUUUAAAACCUGCAGAAACAGUGUUAGCUCAGUAGGCUAGCUGUGUCUAAGUAUCUGAUGUUUUCAUCCUUGAAGGUGAUCCCUCUUUCGGGGUGCUGCUAGCCAAAGUGUCUCUCUCAAAGGCUGGAGACAUGCUGGCAUGGCUUCUUUAAAGGCUGAAAGAGUCCCUCAUCAUGGAUGACUCGGACCAGGACUUUGUAGACCUCUGCUCAAAGCUGCUAAAACGAGUGCGCAAGAAACCAAAUGAGUCCAGACAGGCAAGGAAAGCCGAGCCCCCCAGCCAGGCAGGCGAUGGAGACAAGUGCAAGAGGACCAACAAAAGACAUGGAGACUCUGGGUCUAAGUGUGCAGGGACCCAGCCUAUGUGUAACGGAGCAGAGGCAGAUCCGCCUGUUGAGGUCUGUGGAGGACUGGAUUCAGGGGAUGCUGGGGCAUCCGGGGUACCUGAGGCUGCAGCAGCUGGGCUGAGAGAGGAGAGUGGUUUGUCUGCAAAAGAUAAAGUUCUCCUCAAGAUGCAGAAGUUCAAGAGAGUUGAUCCACAAAGGAUAGUCCACAAGAGCCAAACAACAGAGCAUGAAGACGUCUGUGAUCCGCCUCAUCCCCCGGCACCAAGUCAGGAUGCCCCAGAACCCUUCAGCUCAGACCUCCACCCUGUACCCCAGGACAGUGAUGAGGCUCUGGCUCUGCGCCUGCAGCAGGAGCUGGACCAGGAGGCAGCAGAAGCUCAGCCGGUGGACCUUGAAGAAGGAGGCCUUUUCUUCUGUCAGAUCUGCCACAAAGACCUGUCGCAUAUGACUCCAGAGGGUCGCACGCAGCACCUCAACAGGUGUUUAGAUGAGAGUGAACAGAGUGCCCAAGCACCUCCACCCCCUCCUCCUCUUCUUCCUCCCCCUCCUCCUCCUCCUCCUGGUGUGCCUGACUGUCCCAUCUGUGGCAAGAAGUUCAAGUCCCAGAAGAGUCGCUUGGCCCACCUGAAGCGCUGCUCCACGGACUUGGGUGUCUCUCCGGCUCUGCUGAUGCAGGCUGUGCAGAGACAGGCUGAGGAGACACAGAUCAUCGCCCCCGCUGCUAACACACUCUUACAGACUGGAGGCACCAAAAGAAAAGGUCCCUCCAAACCCAGUCUGCCAGCAAGGAAGAAGCCGAGGAAGAAGAUUCAACCUCUGGAUGAAGACACCAUGGUGGCCAUGGCUCUGUCAUCCUCCCUGCUGGAGCAGCAGAGGGAGUCAGAGAGACACACAGAGACUGCUGCCUCACAUACAUCCGUGACUUCAAGGCUUAAGUGGAGGCCAGACAACAUAGGUAAGGGGCGUGGGAAGAAGAAAAGGGGUGCAGUGCCUCCCCCUCCUUCGCUCCUCCUCGUUCAGGACGCUAACACGGCUCUGACAAAGCUGCAGGAACGCGUCUCUGCUCUUCUCCUGCGCAGCCGGCCCCCCUCUCCUCCCACCCCGACACGCUGUCCCAGCACCUUGCCUGGCGUGAGUGGUGCCGCCCCCCUCUGGCAGAGGAGCACACUUCUGGAUGGAAGCUCCACCUGUCUGUCUGAUUUCUACACCUCAGAGCUCAGAGAGUUCAUCACACCGUGGGAACCAGCAGCAACUGAUGCAGCUUCCUCCAGCACCACGAGAAAGCCAGAGUCUUUGGUAAGAGCUGAAGGAACUCCUCUAACAGCGAGCAGGGCCUCCAUCCUUCCUUCCUCCUCGCAGAUGGCCUCCUCCUCUCCGGCUCCCUCCACCCCAGGGACAGGACAGCUCGCAGUGGGCAGCCAGGCUCUCCGAGACCUGAUGGAGCUGGCUGAAGACGGCAUGACGCUCACACAGUGUGGCUACAAUGCUUCAGGUCCAAACAAAGCUAAUGGUUCCUGUCAGAUCACAAACCUUCGUCUGAGCGGCUUCGUCCUGGAGGAGUCAGAGGAGCAGGCUGACCUCUGUGUGAGCGGCUUCCUACCAGAAACAACACACACCCGCUCUGAGGACAUGCACAGUCGAGCAAGGCAGACGACUGAUCAGUCAGGAGCAGACAGAGAGCGAUCUGUGGCGCUGUCCAGGCUGGCCUCAGACCUGAGCAGCAUGGUGAACAACCCUCAGCUCAGUGACGUGCAGCUACAGGUGGACAGUGGAGAAGUCUACUUUGCUCAUUCCUUCAUGGUGUAUGCUCGCUGCCCCCUGCUGGCAGAAAUGAUGCAUGAAAGCGGGUUCGGGGUGCAGGAGGAGGGCAUGCCUGCAGCUCAGAGGGUGUUGAUAAAUGAUGUCCCGGGACAGGCAGUGAUUGUGUUGCUGCGUUACCUCUAUGCAGCUCACUGCUCCAUCCCCGCCUCUGUGCGACCUCAUGUACUGGAGCUGGCGUCCAGGUUCGACCUGAAAGAGCUGCAGGAGCUCUGUGAGCUCCACAGAGAGGAUGCAGCGACUCAGCAAGAUGAAGAAGAUUAUAUGAACGAGGGAGAGAACCUCAACAACCAAACAGAUCAGGCGCUGGUGGAGCUGCUCCGCUCCAUGUGGAACGAAGAGGAUGAUGAAGAAGAAGAAGAAGAGGGUGCAGACACAGGCAGAGAAGGAGACGAUAAGAGAGGACUAGAAGAUCAAGCCGGUGACCUCACAGCAGCGGACAUAGAGAGCCAUGAGGAGAAAGUCAACGAGGACGAGCUGGAGGAGAUCUAUGAGUUUGCAGCCACACAGAGGAAGAGGGACGAGGAAGACAGUGUAGAGGAGGAGGAGGAAGAAGAGAAGGUAGAUGAGGAAGGUGUAGUGUUUACAAAACUUUCAGAAGACUGCAGCACAAAAAACCUUCUGCAGAACUCUCAAAAUAAACCAGACCUCAGCCUGGACCGGAGCUACAGCCGCCUCUUUUCAGAGUCCUGCGGCGUCUACGAGGAAGGUGAGCUCUCCACUCCGCCCUCCACGUCCUGUUCUGCUAAGACAUCCACCUCUGGACUCCAACGACACCAAACCCCCCAUAAAGCAACACCAAACAUGUCUUGUAGAACUUUGCUCCAGUCUUCAGGGAGCGUGGUAGAAGAAAACUCCCUCAGUCCACCUAGAUCUACCCUCCUGCCUGUCCCCGGUUGGUCUCCUGGUCUAGUUGGGGACCUGGAAACAAACAGUCCUCGUUUGAAGCGAGAAAGCCAAGGCCCUAAAAGUAUUUGUGUCCCUCUUUCUCCUCGAUUGAGCCAGAAAAAGAGAGAACCAGAGCUCAUAGUUUUGUCCGACUCGAGCGAGGAGAUGGAGGAAGUUCUUAGUUGCCAUAGUCUAUCACCAUGCUCGCCCCCCACAGUCCAGACCCUGCAGAGCUCCCACACCCAGAUCAAACCUCAGCCAGACCUGAGAGCUAAUGAAUCCACUCUGGAGAGGAAGAAGUCCAGUAGUUUGGAUCAUAGCCCUGGUGAUUUAUUCUCAGCACCAGCUCAAAGCUGUGCAGGAGACUGCUCCCCUGAAGUGUCCUGGUUGAUCCCGUCUACGCCCGUCCAACGUGAACGGAGCACCUCAAGCAGCUCCACGCAGACCAGAAGCAGCAUGUGCAGGACGCUGUUCCCUAAACAUGACGCUUCCUCUUCUUCUGUUUUCUCUUCUCCUGCUUUACCCUCAAGUAACAGACUCCAAACCUCUGACAGUCCCUCCAGAGAGUCUGCUCUUGUUGGACCACUAGAGGGCAGCAUUCUCCAAAUAAAACAGGAGGAGAUGGAUCCCUUCAGCGCCAGCUUGGAUCUGGAUUUUGGCCUGGAGAGAGAGAGUGGUUGUGAUGUGAAUAAGGAACGAGAAGUUUUUGCAGUUCCAAGCAGUCAAGUUAAAGUCUCACACCCUCUAAACUCAUCCUCAAAGCAGGACACGCCCCUCCACCCUCACCUGCAGCCCCACAGCAGCACGCCCCUCCACCCUCACCUGCAGCCCUACAGCAGCACUCCCCUGCACACACAGCUCCACCUGCCUCCUCAAUAUUCUGCCACAUCCCCACUCCGUAACAACCACCACAUGCAGAAGUCAGCCAGUCCAGAGAGUGAGGGAGCACCUUCAGAAAGCCAAGAGAAGACAGAGUUAGGAAGCUUUCAUCUCUCCCCUCUGUCUGACCCCACAGACCCGCCCUCCUCUUCCUCCUGUAGAGGUCUUCAAAGCUCACAUAGACACAGUGAGUCGUCUCGUCAAAGUCAACGUUCUGUCGAGUCGAGCAGGCUCAGCAACACAGAGCCUGAGCUGACGAGCAGUGGAAUGAGAAACGAGGAAGGAGACAUGAGGUGUGGGAGUAAGGAGAAAGAUGAUGAAGGUGAAAACAGAGAAGAAAUGGAAACAGAAUCUAAAGAGGCAGAGUUGAGCGUCCAGCAGAGCUUCGUGGUCAUGGACGAGCCCCCCAUAGCCUUCAACGACUCGUGGGGCCUUGACCCCUGCAUGGAGGAAAACCCGGGCUGCUUCAGUCUGAGGCUGGAGGACAGCCGAGGGUCCAGCCAGCAGGACCAAAGCCCGGGACUAAGAGAAAGAGUCAGUUCAUCUUCACCCACAGACUCAGGACCCCCACCGACGGGCCUCAGCGUCGGGCCUUCAAAGGGUCGUAGUGGCGUUAGAACAUUGUCUCCACCUAAACCCUCCACACCACAGAUGAACAGCCUCCUUGACUCCAACAUAUGGGACAGCUGGAAGGAGGAUGAGGAAGAGGAGGAGGCCCUUCCUCUAUCUCAGAGGCUGAACCCUCCUGCACAGCACAAAACGCCAGCAGCAGCAUCGCACAACAAAAGACGUCGCACCAUGGUUCCCAUCACCCCCAUGCCGCACUACUCUGACAUGGACACACCUGAUCUCAAGAACAAGCUCAACAGGUUUGGCGUCCGACCAUUACCGAAGCGCCAGAUGAUCCUCAAACUGAAGGAAAUCCACCAGUACACCCACCAGCUGGUCAGCUCAGACUCUGACGGUGAGGGCCCGGCUCAGGUGAAGCCCCCGGCCUCCAGCUCAGGGGCCACAGGCAGCAGGCCGGCCCCCCGCACCCAGACCGUGAGGUUUAAAGAACCCAGAGCGCCGGCCGUGACCUCCCCUCUGAAACACAACAGAGAGGAGGAGCUGCUGUCCGCCUCGCAGGGCUCCAACACCUCGUCCACUGCGGAGGAGUCUGAGAGGUCCAACCCGGAGCUGUGCGCCUCCUCUGAUGGCGACUCAGACAGCGAUGGCGGCAUCUCUGCCUCCCAGGUGGCGUCCCGCCAUCAGGAUCGGCUCCAGGCGGUGCGCUCCUUCAUCCUGUCCGACCCUUCUUUAUACUCUCAGGUCCUCCAGUACCAGCCUCUGGUGCUGUCUCAGCUCCAGGAGAGACUCAAAGCGUCAGGGAUCCGGUUGGGGGCUGCCAAACUGGUGGAUUUCCUGGACUCUCAGUGCAUCACCUUCACCACUGCCAAGCCGGGUCACUCGGCACCGAGCCGCAGGCGGGGGAAGAAGCCGAAGGCAGCCGGUGAUGGCAGAGCGGGGAGGAAGAAAGCGGUUACAGCUCUGCUCUGAAGCCGAGAGAACGUCUGCAGAAACUUUGAAAUGACGCAAAAAGUUCUUUCAGCUUCUAUUUGAAAUAACUUCAGCUGACGGAUGUGAGGAAAUGAAAUGUUUUUAAAAGGACUCAGAGGUCGCACAUCUGUUAAGAACUACAAACACUGACCGUGUUUCUUUGUGCACACAAAUUGUAUUUGUAUUGUAUUUUAAGUUAUGUUGUUUCAGAUGUUAAUUUUAAAAAAAGACCCACAGUGAACAUGAAAAAUGGUUCCUCAGCCUGAGCAGUAAUAAAUGUGAUGUAUUAAAGAUUUUACACACUGAU
Molecule: messenger RNA, 6002 nt
Organism: Notolabrus celidotus (New Zealand spotty)
Lineage: Eukaryota; Metazoa; Chordata; Actinopteri; Labriformes; Labridae
Gene: slx4
Product: SLX4 structure-specific endonuclease subunit homolog (S. cerevisiae)
Exons: 14
Coding region: 398-5695 (1765 amino acids)
Biological process (GO): DNA replication; resolution of meiotic recombination intermediates; interstrand cross-link repair
Cellular component (GO): Slx1-Slx4 complex; nucleus
Molecular function (GO): enzyme binding
Source: RefSeq, a predicted model, not a curated record